Molecule: messenger RNA, 1672 nt
Organism: Elaeis guineensis (African oil palm)
Lineage: Eukaryota; Viridiplantae; Streptophyta; Magnoliopsida; Arecales; Arecaceae
Product: arabinosyltransferase RRA3
Biological process (GO): root hair cell development
Molecular function (GO): glycosyltransferase activity
Source: RefSeq, a predicted model, not a curated record
GUUUUCCUUCCGCUUCUGACAGUCUUCCAAAGCAAAGACAAUCGCUCUCACAUUCUGAUUUCUUCCCCAAUAGAAGUUGUUAAAACAACACAACAAAAAUCUUCGAUCCUCCGUCUCCUCUCCUCUCCUCUCAUCUCUUCCUCCGGUUUGGGAUCGGAGGCCUGAGACGAUGGCAGGGCGGCGGGAGGCCCCGCUGAUGCGCGGCAAUGGCCCGCCUUCUCGCGGAUCUCGGAUCGCCAUGGCUGUUGCCAUCGGCAUCAUUCUCGGAUGCGUCUUCGCCUUACUCUUCCCUGACGGCCUCUUCCGCUCUUCUUCCCCAUCUCCUUCUCGCAACCAGCACACCGCCAAAUUGAGUCAGGUUAAUUCAGCCCCAUGUGAAUCACUUGAGAGGACAAACAUUUUGAAGUCAGAGUUGGCAUCACUAUCAGAAAAAAAUGCAGAAUUAAAGAAGCAGGUUAGGGAGCUAACUAUGAAACUUCAAUUGGCUGAGCAAGGAAAAGAUCAGGCUCAGAAGCAGUUUCUAGCUUUAGGAGUCCAGCCUAAAGCAGGUCCUUUUGGAACUGUCAAGAGUUUGAGAACAAAUCCAAAUGUCAUUCCCGAUGAAUCUGUGAACCCAAGAUUGGCAAAGAUACUAGAAAAGGUGGCUGUUCAGAAAGAGCUUAUAGUUGCUCUAGCAAAUUCUAAUGUAAGGGAGAUGGUGGAGACAUGGUUUGAGAAUAUCAAAAAAGUGGGUAUACCUAAUUAUCUAGUUGUAGCAUUGGAUGAUGAGAUGGAAAAUUUCUGCAAAUCUAAGGAAGUUCCUGUUUACCGAAGAAAACCUGAUGAAGGCAUAGAUUCUGUUGGAAGGACUGGUGGGAACCAUGCAGUGUCCGGAUUGAAGUUCCGCAUUUUGAGAGAAUUUUUGCAGCUUGGUUACAGUAUUCUUCUCUCAGAUGUGGAUAUUAUCUACUUACAGAAUCCGUUUAAUCAUCUCCACAGAGAUUCUGAUGUGGAAUCCAUGAGUGACGGUCACAAUAACAUGACAGCUUAUGGUUAUGAUGAUGUCUUUGAUGAGCCUAAAAUGGGAUGGGCAAGAUAUGCUCAUACAAUGCGGAUUUGGGUUUACAAUUCUGGUUUUUUCUAUAUCAGACCCACAAUUCCUUCAAUUGAGCUUUUGGAUCGUGUAGCAAGCAGGUUAUCUCGCGAAAAUGCAUGGGACCAGCAGGUCUUUAAUGAAGAGCUUUUUUUCCCCUCACGCCCAGGAUAUGAUGGGCUUCACGCAUCAAGGAGAACCAUGGAUAUGUAUCUUUUUAUGAACAGCAAAGUUCUUUUCAAGACGGUGAGAAAAGAUGCUAAUCUGCGCAAGCUAAAGCCUGUGAUUGUUCAUGUGAAUUACCAUCCAGAUAAGCUCCGUAGAAUGAAAGCUGUUGUGGAGUUUUAUGUCAAUGGAAAUCAAAAUGCACUGGAUCCUUUCCCUGAUGGUUCAGAGUAGUAUAUGGUCUCUUGCUCAGGGUUUUCACGUUUGCAAAAGCACAGGUUUUAACUGUACCUUGUAGACGUUACUUCCUGUAGGUCUGUCUAAAAAGCUUGUUGAUUGUAGUUUUCAGAAGUCGCUACCCUUGAACUUCUUAUUGAGUGCUGCUACCAGAAAUGCUUUUUUAUAAUUUAAAUACAACCCUUUUUUUACGCUCUA